CGUCUCCUUGCCCUGGCAGCGUCACAAGCCCUUGGCGAGCACUCAGACAAACGACGAUGAACGUGCGGACUGUGCUCUCGCUCGCCGGUAUGCGUCGAGCGUGCAGUCAAGUUCAGCCAAAUUUGGUGUUCUCGGCACGAAUGUACUCUUCGCGGGGACCCCUCGACCGCCCAUCGCCACCAUCCCUACCUCGUGAGCAACAGCGCGAGUUCGAAGAGCUCAUGCGCGCAGCUCAAGCUCCUCUGGCUCAGCCCUCAAAGAGUGACGCUGCGAUACACGUUGAAGCUGAUCUCUCUCUACACCCGGACGCCCGCCGACCAAUCCAACCCGAGUUUGAAGGGACGUCAACCCAGCGACCGGCGAACAGGGUGGGCCGAAGCAGGAGCCUGUACGCCAAUGGGCGGACGAGGGAGACUGGAGUUUCAAGGGGCGCGUCUCGGAUUUCUAGCCUGGAUCCCAGAUUGUUGGGUCAAGAUCGAGUCACAUCGCAUACCUCGUGGUAAGCAUGUAACUCUGUUUCGCCAGCAACCACUGUACAUCCCCCAUGGGACACCUUGGGGACAUCAUUUAACCUCCCACAACAACGAGUAUCACAGAAUCAGACGCACACAUGGCCGACGAUAUCAUCCCAGUGCGCACGUUGC
Messenger RNA from Fomitopsis serialis, 644 nucleotides. RefSeq lists its product as uncharacterized. The transcript has 3 exons. The record is from RefSeq and is a predicted model, not a curated record. NCBI's taxonomy places the organism in Eukaryota, Fungi, Basidiomycota, Agaricomycetes, Polyporales, Fomitopsidaceae. Bases 57 to 503 code for a protein of 148 amino acids.